AUGCAAUUGAUGUUGCUGCUCCUGUUUGGAUUUUUGCUGCCUUUAGCCCCUUGUGCUGGUGGCUUAGGGGAUCAGGACUUCUUGGAGAGUGUGACCUGUCACAGGGACAGGAUGGAGGUUGAGUUUUCUAGUGAGCUGGGCAACUACUCCUGGCAAGGCUCUGUAGUAGAUGCAAGUGAUGAGGAAAUAACAUCCUGUGACUAUCUGGUGGACUAUGAGAAGCUGUUGCUCAGUGCCCUGUUUGUGAAUUGCACAAGCUUGGAGCAUGGCCAGCACCAGCUGAGACUGAAGCUGAUGGUGAAUGACACAACAGGAGGAGAGAAGAACAUAACCUCCAGGGCUCACUGCAGUGUUGUUCAUGCCAAUGAAGUCAUCCCUCCUUUCUUUACUGGUGCAACAAACUGUACAAAAGACUUCAUGGCAGUUACUUUCCCAAGACUCAUUCCAAGCUUCAGUGAUGAGCAUGUGGUUCCAGUAACUCCAAUGACUUGGACUCUGUCCAUUGAUGAUGGAACCAAGAUUCACCAGCUAAGUCUUGGACAAGCCAUGCAGCAAGGCUAUAGUUUUCUAGCUGAUGGACAUAACUUGGUCUUUCAGGUGGCCUUCAGUGCAACUGGGGUUGUAUCCUACAAGCAAAAUGGCCAGGUACUCUAUACUGUGGCACUCAAGCUCACAUAUGGACCUCCUGAACGGAGACUGACAGUGGAGUCAAGAAUGCUUUGUGCACCAGAUCCAGCAGUCUGUAAUGCAACACACAUGACUGUUACCAUCCCAGCCUUCCCAGGGACUCUUAUGGCUGUGGCUGUAGAGGACAGGACCAUUCCUCUUGACCAACUUCAGGAAAAUGGUAUUGCUGUGCACAUGAAGAAAGGAACUAAGAUGCACAUUAGCAGGGGAAUCCUGAAAUCCAGGCUACAUGGGGGGAGCUGCUCAGGACUCCAGGCCUACUUGUCCUCUCUGAAACUGGCUUUUCACUUCCAUGAGGAGACUGUGGCAAUGGUGAUGCAUCCAGAAUGCCCUUGUGACCAGCGCGCACCAAUAGCUGCUGUAUGCACUCAGGAUGGGUACAUGGAUUUUGAAGUUCUUGCUGAUAGUACCAAACCACCACUGAACUUGGAUACACUAAGGCUCAGAGAUCCUUCCUGCAAGCCAGCCUUUAAGUCCCCUUUGAAUGAUAGGGUUUGGUUUCAUGUCCCACUGAGUGCAUGUGGGACCAGGUAUUGGUUUGAUGGGGAAAGAAUCAUCUAUGAGAAUGAAGUGAGGGCACUGUGGGCAGACCUUCCACCGCGCAGGAUCUCAAGGGACAGUGAACUAAGGCUAACAGUGCUGUGCUCCUUCAGCAAUGGUGAUGCUUCUCUGACUAUCAAGGUAGACAGUCUUCCUUCUUUAGCUUCUUCAAUGAACCAAGGUCCUCUCUCCUUAGUUCUUCUGAGCUAUCCAGAUGACUCGUACAGACAUCCAUACCAUGAUAACCAGUAUCCAAUAGUAAGGUACCUGCGGCAGCCCAUCUUCCUGGAAGUCCAAGUUCUGAACCGCAAUGAUCCUAACCUUCAGCUGGUGUUGGAUGACUGUUGGGCAACAGCAUCACAAGAACCAAGCUCUCUUUCUCAGUGGAAUAUUGUUGUGGAUGGGUGUGAGUAUGAUCUGGAUAGCUACAAGACUGUGUUUCAUCCUGUGGGACGUGGUGUCAGUUAUGCAAACUAUCGCCAGAGGCUGGAAGUGAAGACCUUUGCCUUUAUGUCUGGUGACAAAGCUCUUCCUGGUCUAGUAUAUUUUCACUGCAGUGUCCUGAUCUGUAACCGCUUCCAGCCAGACUCCCCUCUAUGCUCAACAAGAUGCCCCAAGCCAUCUAGGAGCAAGAGAGGUAAU
This is a messenger RNA of Tinamus guttatus (white-throated tinamou), 1869 nucleotides long. Lineage: Eukaryota; Metazoa; Chordata; Aves; Tinamiformes; Tinamidae. The record is from RefSeq and is a predicted model, not a curated record.